CCCUCACAUCUUGCCUUCUUUUAACACCCUGGCCAAUGGUUGCAGAUGAAUUUGCUCAUCUGCUAUCUUGUCGUCAUGACCACAAGCAGAAGGAGAGAGAGAGGCCGAGGAGCUGAGGCUGUGGAUGGGCUGCUGCGCGGAGCCGUGCGUGGGUGGAGUGUGCUAGCUGUCAUCCCCAGGAGCAGCGCGCCACGAAGGAGAGCCAAGUUGUCGUGCAAGAUGCACACUUAUUGCCACUCACUGCCAAGCACUGACAGCCACCGGGAAGUGGGGCGAAGCAGCCGCCUGUAAGGGCCAACCUCUGAUGCAAGUCAUUCUGCCAUACUAAUGCCCUUUCCAUGAAAAAAUGAACAGAUUAUUAAGGUCGAUGAUGUUUGGUCAUGUUAUCUGAAGGGAAACAGUAUGUGGGGUAGCGUUUGCUACUGCUAAAGGGGACAUGGGAGUCAUACUGUCUUUGGCUUUCUUCGUGGAUUCUACUGGGAAAGAGGAACAGCAGCAGUUAGACUGGCAGAAAGAAUCACAGCAAAAACUGUGUACAGAAGUAGAUCAUCAAGGUUUACUUUGAUUACUCGCUGGAAGAAUGUCUGAGCAAGACAGUGUGAACGAGGAAACAGAGACAGAACAGCAACUGGAGUGUUAUCCAUCUAUUUUAGAAACGUGCAUUACAGACAGUGAAAGCCCGGAGGUAGACGAUGGAAAAAAAGAGACCGAGGAUAAGGAUGGUGAUGUUAAGACAGAUGUUCAGAAACGAACAAUAACCUCAGGGCAGCCUAAAAAAAGAGUCAAGUCAGGAGCCAAGGGCAAACUGGUCCGAAGCCUGGCUGUUUGUGAAGAGUCCUGCUUACGUCCAGAAGGUGUCUUGGAAAAUCAGGAAGUUAUCCAGCUCCACCUAACUAGUUCACUAAGCAUUCCAGAUGAUGACAAAUCCAGCAGAGAUGAGUUUGAGCAAGAGAAAGACAAAAACAAAGAAAAGGAUAAAACGAAUGAAAAACCCAAAGCUAGAACACUGUCAAAAGAUUUUAGUCAGGAGUACACAGACUCCACAGGCAUAGACUUACAUGAAUUUCUUGUCAACACUUUGAAAAAUAACCCCAGGGAUAGAAUGAUGCUGUUGAAAAUAGAACAGGAAAUAAUAGAUUUCAUUUGCGAUAACAACAACCACUACAAGAAGUUCCCUCAGAUGUCUUCAUAUCAAAGAAUGCUGGUGCACAGAGUAGCUGCAUACUUUGGAGUGGAUCAUAAUGUGGAUCAGACAGGAAAGUCUGUCAUAAUCAACAAGACUUGUACCACCAGGAUACCAGAACAAAGAUUUGGAGAACACAUUAAAGAUGAUCAAAGUGACGAGUCUCAAAAGCGUUUUAUCUUGAAACGAGAUAAUUCUAGUAUAGAUAAAGAAGAUAAUCAGCAAAGUAGAAUUCAUCCGUUUAAAGAUGACAGAAGGAGUAAAUCAAUCGAAGAACGAGAAGAGGAUUAUCAAAGAGUAAGAGAGAGAAUUUUUGCACAAGAUUCAGUUUGCUCCCAGGAAAACCUUUUUCUGGAGAACAGGCUUCUGGAUGACAGAAACUUGUGUAAUGACACACAGAAGAAAAGGCAGUUGUUUCGUGGUAAUAGAGAUGGCACCGGAAAGACAUCUGGAAGUAGACAGAGUAGCUCAGAGAUAGACAUGAAAUGGAGUGAACAGAGACCCUGGAGCAGUACAGACUCUGACAGCUCCAAUCGUAAUUUGAAGCCUGCUAUAACAAAGACUGCCAGCUUUGGAGGGAUAACCGUUUUGACACGGGGGGACAGCUCAGCCAGUAACAGAAGCACUGGGAAGCUAUCCAAAACAGGUUCCGAAUCUUCCAGCAGUACUGGAUCCUCUAGCUCCCUUUCUAGAAUGCACCAAACAAUCCAAAGUACAGCGAUUGUCCCAGCAGCACCAGUGAAUUCCUGCAGUAAUGUCUCCUACCACGAAGGUGGAGUGAGCAGUCAGGCGGCAUCCGCCAGCACCAGCUAUAUCCUGCUGCCCAUAGAAGCUGCAGGCAUACCUCCAGGAAGCAUCCUUCUCAACCCUCAUACAGGGCAGCCAUUUGUAAAUCCUGAUGGCUCACCAGCAAUAUACAACCCUCCCAGUGGUCAGCAACCUGUGCGAAAUCAAAUUGUUGGGCAGUGUCAGCAGCAGUCUAAAACACAGCAGCAACAUUCACAGCCGCAGACACAGACACAGCAAGCACAUCAGCACUUGGCAAGUCAGCUUGUAACGCAGGCAUUGCAGCCAUCUUCCCAGUCUGUCCAUUUUCCAGCGGUUUCUUAUCCUUCACAGCAUCUGCUGUCUGCAUCUCCAACUCAGCAGCUCUCUGUGGUAUUUCAGCGGGAUGAGCUGACAUCACAAUUCAACCAGAUGAAUUUAAGCCAUCAGUCAUCUGCAGAGGCCUCUGAGACUUCAGCUGGCACUGUUUAUCCAUCAUCCUUAAUGCCUCACCCUUCCCAGCAGCCAGGCUAUGUAAUGCAGUCCACAAAUCAGCAGCUUCCACCUGGGAAUUUUACAGGCUCAGGGUCUGCAGGACCACAGCCAGUACUUCAUCCCCCUCCUCCGCAGGGCUAUGUACAGCAAUCACAUACUCAGAUGCCAAUAUACUAUUACCCUUCUGGUCAGUAUGCUACCUCAGCAACUCAGCAGUACCGGCCAGUGGCCUCAGUGCCGUUCAAUGCCCAGCGAAGUCAGCAGAUGCAACAGACAACACAACAAGCUGGAUAUCAGACAGUGGUAUCUAACCAGCAACCAGGAUUCCAGAGUUUAAUUGGGAUGCAGCAAGCCACGCAGAAUCAGGGUCUGAUGAGCAGUCAGCAAGGAAAUCAGGUGCAAGGCAUGAUGAUUCAGUACCCAGCCAUGUCUUCUUAUCAAGUGCCAAUGACACAGGGUUCUCAAGGAUUGCCUCAGCAGUCUUACCAACAGCCAAUCAUGUUAGCCACUCAGUCAGGCCAAGGGACACUUCCAGCUUCUGGAAUGGCCGUUUAUUGCAACGUCAUACCUCCAUCAUCACAGAACAGUUUACGAUUGCCUACUCCCCAUACUCUGCCACAGAUAAUGCUUCGAUGAUCUCUAGCAGCUCAAGGAUGGGUUGCAUGAGUGCGUGAUUCAGACAAAGUACUGAUAGUAGGCAAAUGUUCACAAAGCUGAAAAAGUCCUCUGAUGCAUUUCCUGGCAAAUAUACUAUGGCCUUCAGCUGGAGAGAUGGUAAAGCCAGAUGCAACUCUCUAGUGACUGCAGUUUUAUGUAAAUGAAGUAAUGGUAACAUGUUUUACUGGUUAAUGGUGCAUAUUUUAGUCAUGUCCCUGCUAGGUAUGCCUCCAUAGCUUAGCUAGUGACAUGCAUUCACUGAGGUGAACCUUCUUCCACCUCUUCAGUGAAUACCACUGUGUAGAUUGUAAAAUCCCCGAUUUGAACUAGUUUUGUACUCUGUGUUAUUUGUGAAGCUGAACAUAUUUAAAAUAUUAUAAAACAUUGUACCAAAGCUGUAAUGGAAAAGAAUUGCUAUAUGGAAGGAAUAAUUUAUAUAUGCUAAAGAGUUUUAUAUGGAUACAUAUAUAAAUAAA
Molecule: messenger RNA, 3576 nt
Organism: Protopterus annectens (West African lungfish)
Lineage: Eukaryota; Metazoa; Chordata; Ceratodontiformes; Protopteridae
Gene: ARPP21
Product: cAMP regulated phosphoprotein 21
Exons: 22
Coding region: 581-3079 (832 amino acids)
Cellular component (GO): cytoplasm
Molecular function (GO): nucleic acid binding
Source: RefSeq, a predicted model, not a curated record